AUGAAAUCACUAUGCCUCCUCUCCAGGCGUGUUUACAACACAAAAAAGCUGACAUGUCGAACUUUCAAACGGUCUCUUCUGACUCUGGCGAUCGAAACUUCGUGCGAUGAUACGAGCGUUGCCAUCCUAGAGAAACAUGGAAACCAUUCAGCAACAUUACAUUUCAAUUCCAAAAUCACCUCGGAUAAUCGACCCUAUGGAGGAGUGUGGCCAAUCGCCGCACAUGAGUCUCAUCAGAAACACCUGGCGCAAUUGGUGAACGAAGCUUUGCGAACUUUACCUCGACAACAAUCCACGGUUGCAACGUUCGAGAAUACUAUAGCCGUCGCAUCACAUCAUGGGUCCGAGUUAUACAAGAAACCAGAUUUUAUAACGGUGACACGAGGUCCAGGGAUGCGAGCAAAUCUUAUAACUGGCGUUGAUACUGCAAAAGGGUUGGCCGUGGCAUGGCAAGUGCCUCUACUAGGUGUAAAUCACAUGCAGGCCCAUGCUUUGACACCACGAAUGGUAUCCGCACUCAACAUGGUGAACAAUAUCGCUGGAGAUCAAAAGCACGAGAAUGAUCCUGCUUACCCGUUCCUUUCUUUGCUGGUCUCUGGUGGUCAUACCAUCCUCGUCCAUUCUCGUCAGCUUUGCGACCACGAAAUCUUAGCUACAACCUCGGAUCUUGCAGUUGGAGAUAUGGUUGAUAAAACGGCACGAGACAUUCUACCAGCUUCCGUGAUUGAAUCUGCAUCAGAUGUGAUGUAUGGCCGUGUCAUGGAAGAAUUCGCAUUUCCUGAUGGCAGCCCUGCAUACGAUUAUGAGCCCUCUCUCACGAGCAUUGCGCAACCCCCGCAGGCAACAAGAUAUGGCUGGACAAUAAGACCUCCAUAUUUGAGUCCAGGUCCUGGUGGGUUAAAAUCUUACAAUUCGGCAUUCUCGUAUUCGGGUAUCGGUAGUCAGGUUAAGCGCAUUGUGGAGCAAACCCCGGAAAUGGACAGUGUAGAGAGGAGAUUACUUGCCCAAGAGACUAUGCGAGUAGCAUUUGAACAUCUCGCCUCUAGAGUGAUUCUCGCUCUUGAAACCGCUGACCUGAAGGACAUAAAGGCGCUUGUUGUCUCGGGAGGCGUUGCUGCGAAUCAAUAUCUGAAACAUAUAUUGAGGGCAAUCUUGGAUGUUCGGGGGCACGAGGCUAUGAGAUUGUCGUUUCCUCCUCCAAAGUUCUGUACAGACAAUGCAGCUAUGAUUGCAUGGACAGGUAUUGAGAUGUGGGAAGCCGGUUGGAGAAGUGAGCUCGAUAUACUGGCGGCCAGAAAGUGGGCGAUUGAUCCUAGAACUGAGGGUGGAAUACUUGGUUUAGAUGGCUGGAAGAAGCGAACCACUUAG
This is a messenger RNA of Sclerotinia borealis F-4128, 1368 nucleotides long. NCBI's taxonomy places the organism in Eukaryota, Fungi, Ascomycota, Leotiomycetes, Helotiales, Sclerotiniaceae. The record is from the annotation of a GenBank genome assembly.